CAGCUCUUUAUUUCUGUGAUUAUAUCACUUUCCCUCAAGCUGGAGUGUAUACGUAGUGUGUGCAUAUGUUGUUGCAAAUAUAAUCAAUCUUCGUCCUCCUAGUGACUUGGUGAAUAUGUCGGGCAACUAUUCAUUAAAGUAGACAAAUCUAGUGGUGAUGUAUAUAAACUCCAGUUUUUCCCUUGGGAAAUGACAAUUCGCCUCAAUAUAUUUAUUUGUUUCAUAAAAGGAAGGGAGCCAAAGCAUUAUUAUUCUCAAUUUAUUGUUACUAUUUUAGAUUUUAUUUGUUUAUUUGGAACUUGUUUUUUGAAUGCAGGUGGUUAUAUUUUGUUUUUCUAAGAAUCGCUGUGAUAAAUCAGCUGAUAGUUUGACUAGAACUGACUUAACUAGUAGCUCAGAGAAAAGUGAGAUCCGACUUUUCUGUGACAAAGCAUUUUCGCGACUGAAGGGAUCUGACAAAUAUUUACCACAGGUUGUUCGAGUACAGAAUCUUCUUCGCAGAGGUAUUGGUGUACAUCAUGCUGGCCUUCUUCCAAUUGUAAAGGAAGUUGUUGAAAUGCUCUUUUGCCGAGGGGUUAUCAAGGUCUUGUUUUCAACUGAGACAUUUGCAAUGGGGGUCAAUGCACCUGCUAGAACAGUAGUUUUUGAUUCUCUAAGGAAGUUUGAUGGCAAGGAAUUUAGGCAGCUACUAUCAGGAGAAUAUACUCAAAUGGCUGGUCGUGCUGGCAGAAGAGGACUUGACAAGAUUGGUACAGUUAUUCUGAUAUGUCGUGAUGAACUCCCAGAAGAGAGUGAUUUAAAGCGUGUUAUUGUUGGAAGUGCAACCCGACUUGAAUCUCAAUUUCGGCUAACCUAUAUUAUGAUUCUACAUCUUCUUCGGGUUGAGGAAUUAAAGGUGCACAUGACAAUCCAAGUCUUCUAUUUAAAAUGUUAUAAUAAUGGUGGUGAAGAUACUAUAAUUAGUAGUGUCACAAUAAUUGAUUGGAUGUGCAACUUGGGGACAAUUCAAAUUCCUUAACAAUUUGAGAUAGAU
Molecule: messenger RNA, 1033 nt
Organism: Vigna umbellata (rice bean)
Lineage: Eukaryota; Viridiplantae; Streptophyta; Magnoliopsida; Fabales; Fabaceae
Source: RefSeq, a predicted model, not a curated record